Messenger RNA from Procambarus clarkii (red swamp crayfish), 1680 nucleotides. NCBI's taxonomy places the organism in Eukaryota, Metazoa, Arthropoda, Malacostraca, Decapoda, Cambaridae. The record is from RefSeq and is a predicted model, not a curated record.
AUGUUUGUGUCCAACAGUACCGUUUGGGAUGGUUCUGUCUGCAGCCGUACCGUCAGGGAUGGUUCUGUCCGCAGCAGUACCGUUUGGGAUGGUUCUGUCCGCAACAGUACCGUCAGGAAUGGUUCUGUUCGCCACAGUACCGUCAGGAAUGGUUCUGUUCGCCACAGUACCGUCAGGAAUGGUUCUGUCCGCCACAGUACCGUCAGGGAUGGUUCUGUCCGCCACAGUACCCUCAGGGAUGGUUUUGUCCGCCACAGUAUCGUCAGGGAUGGUUCUGUCCGCUACAGUACCAUCAGGGAUGGUUCUGUCUGCCACAGUACCGUCAGGGGUGGUUCUGUCCGCCACAGUACCGUCAGGGAUGGUUCUGUCCGCCACAGUACCGUCAGGAAUGGUUCUGUCUGCAGCAGUAACGUCAGGGAUGGUUCUGUCCGCCACAGUACCGUCAGGAAUGGUUCUGUCCGCAACAGUACCGUCAAGGAUGGUUCUGCCCGCAGCAGUACCGUCAGGGAUGGUUGUGUCCGCCACAGUACCGUCAGGGAUGGUUCUGUCCGCCAUAGUACCGUCAGGGAUGGUUCUGUCCGCCACAGUACCGUCAAGGAUGGUUCUGUACGCCACAGUACCGUCAGGGAUGGUUCUGUCCGCCACAGUACCGUCAGGGAUGGUUGUGUCCGCCACAGUACCGUCAGGGAUAGUUCUGUCCGACACAGUACCGUCAGGGAUGGUUCUGUCCGCCACAGUACCGUCAGGAAUGGUUCUGUCCGCAACAGUACCGUCAGGGAUGGUUCUGCCCGCAGCAGUACCGUCAGGGAUGGUUGUGUCCGCCACAGUACUGUCAGGGAUGGUUCUGUCCGCCACAGUACCGUCAGGGAUGGUUCUGUCCGCCACAGUACCGUCAAGGAUGGUUCUGUCCGCCACAGUACCGUCAGGGAUGGUUCUGUCCGCCACAGUACCGUCAGGGAUGGUUCUGUCCGCCACAGUACCGUCAGGGAUGGUUCUGUCCGCCACAGUACCGUUAGGGAUGGUUCUGUCCGCCACAGUACCGUCAGGGGUGGUUCUGUCCGCCACAGUACCGUCAGGGAUGGUUCUGUCCGCCACAGUACCGUCAGGGAUGGUUCUGUCCGCCACAGUACCGUCAGGGAUGGUUCUGUCCGCCACAGUACCGUCAGGGAUGGUUCUGUCCGCCACAGUACCGUCAGGAAUGGUUCUGUCCGCAGCAGUACCGUCAGGGAUGGUUCUGCCCGCAGCAGUACCGUCAGGGAUGGUUCUGUCCGCCACAGUACCGUCAGGGGUGGUUCUGUCCGCCACAGUACCGUCAGGGAUGGUUCUGUCCGCCACAGUACCGUCAGGGGUGGUUCUGUCCGCCACAGUACCGUCAGGGAUGGUUCUGUCCGCCACAGUACCGUCAGGGGUGGUUCUGUCCGCCACAGUACCGUCAAGGAUGGUUCUGUCCGCCACAGUACCGUCAGGGAUGGUUCUGUCCGCCACAGUACCGUCAGGGAUGGUUCUGUCCGCCACAGUACCGUCAGGGGUGGUUCUGUCCGCCACAGUACCGUCAGGGAUGGUUCUGUCCGCCACAGUACCGUCAGGGGUGGUUCUGUCCGCCACAGUACCGUCAGGGAUGGUUCUGUCCGCCACAGUACCGUCAGGGAUGGUUCUGUCCUCAACAGUGUCACGAAUUAA